Messenger RNA from Salvia miltiorrhiza (redroot sage), 1733 nucleotides. RefSeq lists its product as uncharacterized. The transcript is spliced from 4 exons. Lineage: Eukaryota; Viridiplantae; Streptophyta; Magnoliopsida; Lamiales; Lamiaceae. Gene Ontology annotation, molecular function: DNA-3-methyladenine glycosylase activity. Gene Ontology annotation, biological process: base-excision repair. The record is from RefSeq and is a predicted model, not a curated record. The coding region runs from base 68 to 1075 and encodes 335 amino acids.
GAAAUAAGCUAGGGCCACGCAGGGUGCAUGGCUGGCAAAAGAGAAGCUGUGUGAGAGUGUGCGGCAGAUGCCCAACCUUGCCAUGUUACAACUUGUCCCUACACCCCAACACCAACACCCACCUUUUUCUCUACUUGGAUUCAUUGCUAUAUAUAUAUCCUCAACACUUGAUCCAUCAUCAUCCAAUUCUAUUAUCAACAUGUGUUCCUUCAAGUCUAAGUUGCAGCAGCAGGGCUCCAACAUUCGCGCCCCUCUCUUAGAAAGGCGCAACAACUCGACCGCUCAAGUAUUUCUGAUCGAUCCCCGCCUCAAAUCUCUCAACAAGUCCAAGACCUUCAGCUACACUCCCGUUGUGGAGUAUGAGGCAGGAAGCAUUGCAGCGGCCAGAAGAGAGCAGGUUGCCAGCCUUCAUGAGCAGAGGAAAAUGCGCAUCGCUCACUACGGCAGGACCACCAAGUCGUCGUCUAAGCCUACUCUCGAUCAUGUUGCUGCUAAUAAUAUUAACGAUAAGAGAUGCACUUUCAUAACCCCUAAUUCAGACCCCAUCUAUGUGGCUUACCACGACCAAGAAUGGGGAGUGCCCGUCCAUAACGACGAAAUGCUGUUUGAGCUUCUGGUUUUGACGGGCGCUCAAGUUGGAUCGGACUGGACGUCGGUGCUGAAGAAAAGACAAGAUUUUAGGGAUGCAUUCUCAGGGUUCGAUGUGGAAGCGGUUUCCAAGUAUUCGGAGAAGAAGAUGAAUGGCAUCAGCUGCCAAUAUCGUAUAGAGUUGAGUCUAGUGAGAGGAGCGGUGGACAACGCUAAGAGGAUCCUCCAGAUCUGGAAGGAAGUGGGAUCGCUGGAUAAGUAUCUGUGGGGAUUCGUGAACGACAAGGCAAUAGCGACGGCGUACAAGUGGAGCCAGAAGAUUCCGGUGAAGACGUCGAAAUCGGAGAGCAUAAGCAAGGACAUGGUGAGGAGGGGAUUCCGGCAGGUGGGCCCCACCGUCAUACACUCCUUCAUGCAGGCCGCCGGCCUCACCAACGACCAUUUGCUCACCUGUCCCAGGCACUCUCAAAUUCUCCUUUCUAAUUAAUUCAUUAGGAACCCCAACAACCUGCCCACUCUAUAUAUAUAAUAUAUUCAUCCAUUUAUAUACAUACUAACAUCUAUACCGUACCUAAAUUAUUGGUCUUGGCCUCUAUGCUAUUACUAUGUAUCUUCCCCCUCAACUCAACUAGUUGGUUGACUUGUGUUUAUGAUUAUUAAUUGGUGGAUAUCAUAUCAUAUCAUAUAUAUUAGGAAAAGAUGAAAUAGAAAGAAAGGUGGCGUGCCAGACAGAUAAGGCUGCAUGUGCUGUGGGGUAUCAUUUAUAAGUUUUUCUUAUCUUCUUCUUCUUCUUCUUCUUUCAUCUUUUCCUUGCUUCUUUCUUUCUUUUUCUACAAUUAAUCAGCUCUCUAUUCAAAUUCCUAUUCAUUUCUCACGUGUCUUGCCGCCUACGCCUAACAUUAUUCUUACCCAAUAUCACACUUUACUAACACAAACUGUUGCUCACCUCAUCUAUAUUUAGAAAACCAAUGUAUUGGCAAUUGAGACCUAUUUCUAUUGUGUUUUUCUACAAUCUGUAAUUUUCUGGGUUGCUUUUUGCAUGUAAUUCCUUUCAAGAAUUGGUUUGAGAUUGUUCGGAUCUACAUUAAUUAUUUGAUUUGCUAAUAUUAAUGGUGGCAUACGCGUAUCGUUCCUUUUAUUCACAA